Candoia aspera is the source of this 2280-nucleotide messenger RNA. Its product is annotated as zinc finger protein 271-like. The record is from RefSeq and is a predicted model, not a curated record. The coding region runs from base 448 to 1509 and encodes 353 amino acids. NCBI's taxonomy places the organism in Eukaryota, Metazoa, Chordata, Lepidosauria, Squamata, Candoiidae. The transcript has 2 exons. Gene Ontology annotation, biological process: regulation of transcription by RNA polymerase II. Gene Ontology annotation, molecular function: DNA-binding transcription factor activity, RNA polymerase II-specific; RNA polymerase II cis-regulatory region sequence-specific DNA binding. Gene Ontology annotation, cellular component: transcription regulator complex; chromatin; PcG protein complex.
AGCAUCCCAUGGUCACACAAUCGCCAUUUUAGACCCUCCCGGCCGGUUUCUGCCAAGCAAAAUCAGUGGGGAACUGUGUGAUUCGCUUAACAACCAUGUGGUUUGCUUAGCGCCCCUGGUGAUUCACUUAGCCACCACCACAAAACAUUCAUAAAAUCGGGUUGGAUUUGCUUAAUGACCACUUCACUUAGCAACCAAAAUUCUGGUCCCAGUUGUGGUAGUUAAGUAAGGACUACCUGCAGAAGAUCCUGUACUGAGCAGGGGUUGGACUAGAUCAUCUUUGAGGUCAUUUCCAACUCUAGGAUUCUUAAGGAAGAACACACUUUGUGUGCUGGCCUGCUGGCCUGUUUUUCUACUGGGAAGCUUCCCAGCCGGUGGGUUGCAAGCUGAAGCAGCAGAAGCAAAGGGGAAGAUCGACAGGCUGAGUUUCUCGAGGUCCGCUUGCAAAUGUCAAUGGGUUUCAGUGUUUUAGGGCCAAAUCACAAUUUGAGCUUCUUCUGGGUUCAGGGAUCAGUGGACUUCAAGCUGGCUGUGCAUUUCACUGAGGGAGAAUGGGCCUCGCUGGACCCAGCCCGAAGUGCUCUUUACAAGGAGAUCCUGCAAGAUGGCCGUGGGAAGGGAACGCCUCAGGAUCACAUCACUGCAACUGAGAUCAAGGAAGAAAUGCUCCAGCCAGCCAGCCCCGAACUGGUGGGAGCCCACAAAACACUCCUAGAAAGGUCCUGUGGGGAAGUAUCUGUGAAGCCCCUUCCCCAGAAAGGAGACGCUGAUUUAGAAAACACACAGGGAAGAAAGCUGCCAAGGAGGUGGCUUUGGGAAGAGGGACAGGCCUUUAACCAGCAUCUAACCCCCAGAAGCGAGAGAAGGCGUUCAUGUCCCGAAUGCGGGAAACAAUUCCAUGACCAGGCCCAGGCGGUGAAGCAUCAGAUGAUCCACAAUGACCUAAAACCCGUGGAGCUCCAGAGUGUCCGUGCAGAGGAGGAGACACCUUUCAACUGUCCUGGCUGCAAGACAAGCUUCCCGAGACAAGGAAACCUCCUCAUGCGCCAAGCGAUCGACCCGGGUGAGAGGCUGUUCGCACGUGCCGAAUGCGGGAGGCACUUCCACGAGUGGAUUCCGCCAAACCAGCAUCAGAGGAUGCAAGAGGGAGACCGGGCCUACGAAUGCCCGUUAUGCCAGAAGAAAUUCCGGAGGAAGGGCAACCUGAUUGUGCACCAGAAGACCCACACGGGGGAGAGGCCGUACGCGUGCGCCCAGUGUGGGAAGAGCUUCAGCGAGAAAGCCAAGCUGAUUCGACACGAAAGGGUCCACACUGGGGAGAAGCCGUAUUCGUGUCCCACGUGCAAGAAGAGUUUCAAUCAAAGAGAGACCUUGCUGAGGCACCGGAGAACCCACACAGGGGAGAAGCCGUACGAGUGUUUGAUGUGCGGGGAACAUUUUGCUCAGAAAGAGACGCUGCUGCGGCAUCACCGAAUUCACCCGGGAAGGAACUUCAGUAAUGUUUUGUGAAGCAGGAAGGGAAUAGUGCCCGUAUUCCCCCCUCCCCUGGAAAAAUCCUUCCCCCUGUGGUGAGGAAACCCUUUCAACAACGAAUAGCCACUCUCUAAAUUCCAGUAGAAGAGACUAUCUGCAGCUCAGGGUUGAACCGUUCGGUCCCUGGUGUUCUUUGAGCUUGGUGGUUUUCCGGCAGACGUUUCAUCACCCAACUAGGUAAUGUCAUCAGUGAGAGGGAGGGUGGGGUUCGCUGGCUGUUUCUAUAUAGCAGCUUGCCCUGCCAAUCUUCGUGAGUGUGUGGCUUCCUUCUCGAGGGUUGCUUGAUUAGGGUACUGUUGUUUAUCUGCUUCAGCAGCCAACGCGCAUAUCAGCAGGAAACAAUCUAGGAUGAAAGAGUUCCAUAAUCAAGGAUCCAUCAAGGAAGAAACUACAGGUAGUCCUUGACUUACGACCACAGUUCAGACCGGAAUGUCUCUUGCCAGGCGAGGCAGUCAUUAACUGAGUCACACCCAAUUUUAUGACCUUUUUGCCACAGUUAAGCAAAUCACCACGGUCAUUAAGUGAAUCAUGUGGUCAUUAAGCGAAUCUGGCUUCCCCCAUUGACUUUGCUUGUCGGAAGCUGGCUGGGAAGGUUGCAAACGGCAAUCAUGUGACCUCAGGGCACUGCAACUGUUGUAAAUACACGCCGGUUACCAAGCACCUGAAUUUUGAUCACACCGCAGGGAUGCUGCGACAGUCGUUAAGUGUGAGGACCGGUCGCAAGUCACGUUUUCCAGCGCCAUCAUA